AUGUCCCGCCGGAAGCAGGCUAAACCGAGAGCUCUCAAGCACGAAGGUGACGAGGAGACUGGAUCAACGGAAGGUAUGGCUACUAAAAUCCAGCCAACUAAUGGAACAGUUAAAAGUACGGUCGCGGGUGUGAUAAGUGAUAGUAUGCUAGAGGACAUUACCGAUGAGGACGAUGAUGAUGGUGAGGUUGAAGAUGACGAAAGUGACGAGCAGGAUUUGGAAGGCUCAAGUGCUGAUGAUGAUCCCGAACCUGAGGUGAAAGUAAAUGUUAUGGGUGAAGCCAACACCCGUACCAAGCACGUGGAAAGUGUGUGUGAAUCGAAAUCCGUGAAUGUGUCGUGUGAAGGAUUGACUAGUGUUAGUGCUGGUGUCACUCUUGUUCCUGCGGAAGUGAAGUUGAAUAAGCAGAUGAACGAGAAUCAAGCAAAAAGCAAUCACAUUGUGCACCAUUAUCCAGGUUCGGGCGAAAAUGCAGUAGAAAGGCGUGAUGCUGUUGAAACGAAUCAAGACAAAAAAUCCUUUGAUAGGCCAUCCAUACAGUCAGGCGACUCAGGGGUGGAAAGGCAAGAGGAAACGGAAGUGAUUGAACCUAACAAUGAUGCUUAUAAUGAGGAAAUAAUUGAUGAAGCAGAUGAUAAUAAUGAUGCUGAAGAGGAUGAUGAAGAUGAUGAUGAUGAUGAUGAUGAUGAUGGUGAGAUAGACGACGAUGAACUGCCCGAAGAUGACGACGACGAAGAAGGAGAGCGUAUGGGGCUUGACGGCAACGGUCAGGAUGUCGAUGAUGAUGAGGAUGAGUUCACCUCGGACAGCUUUUGCUCAGAACUCUACUCAUCGCACACAUCAUCCAGCUUUUCGCCCUCAAUUUCGGACGGGAUGACAACGCCUAAUUCCAUCACAAACGACACUAAUGAUGGUUCCAUGCUUGCGCUGGGAUCCAAUGAUGAAAAACCCUUCCGGCAGGGAAGUAAUCAUCACAUCCAUCCUCGCCAUCAUCACCUACAUCAUCGCCGAACGGGAGCUGGUGGUGGAGGACAUUCAUCGUCCACGAAAGAGGGUGGCAAAUCGUCGCUAAAACAUCAUCACCAUCAGCUGAACAAUAAUAGCAGCAGUCAUAAUCACAACAACAAUAAUAACAACAACAACAACCAUCAAGGGAGCAACAGCAAGGGCCUGAACAGUACCUACCACUGUCAGUUCUGUGAGAAGACGUUCCCGCGGCUCGGCUAUCUCAAGAAGCACGAACAGAGUCACACGGAACACAUGCCAUUCAAAUGCGAGUACUGUGCACGGCUGUUCAAGCAUAAACGAUCACGCGAUCGUCACACGAAGCUACAUACGGGCGAUCGGCGCUACCGUUGUCUGCAUUGUGAAGCCGCAUUCUCCCGAAGUGAUCAUCUUAAAAUUCACAUGAAAACACACGACAACCAGAAACCGUUCCAGUGUACGAUCUGUAAUCGAGGGUAUAAUACGGCGGCUGCCCUUACCAGCCAUAUGCAGAACCACAAGAAGCAGCUAGCACUGACCGGUAGUCCGAACCUUACGUACAGUCCACGCUCUACGACAAGCUCUCUGUCGAGUGGUGGUGGUGGUGGAAAGAGAGGAUCCAAAUUCUCACCUUACUCCAACGAUCCUUUGCUGCUGAUGGGUCGCGGUAAUUCCAAGCUGUCAUCCACACUGGGGAAAGCUUCUUCUGGGAAUGCUGGUAGUACUCGCACACCAACUCCAGGCAGUACUACGGGUGGAACCGUUGCACCUUCGGCGGGAAGUCAUGCAGAUCUAUUAUCCUGUCCAUACUGCACACGAACCGAUUUCUCCACACUCGAACAGCUUGGAAUUCACGUACAGUCCAUGCAUGGUCAUGGAGCGCUAGGACUACUGGCGGCAGACACACCGAUGCCCUACUUCACACCCGGUGCUAGCCGACGUGCAGUGACACCGGACGCUAAUUCACUUUCUCUCGGUGGUCCUUAUCCUCCCAUCGCAUGCGAGUUUUGUACAAUGAAAUUCCCAACAGUACCGCUGAUGUUUGCUCACCUAAAAACCGCCCAUCUGGACCGUUUGGCAGGGACGCCAGGUCCUCAGCGAAGCUCACCGAAUGGAUCACGUCCAACGAGUGGAUUUUAUCCGCUAGAACAAUUACACUUCAACAAGAGCCUGCUCGGGAACGCUAUUCCCGCAUUCUACGGUGCGAUGGGAGCUUCGUCCAACGUUUCCGGAAUGUCCGGUGGUAAUAUUAAGCAGGAAAUUCGAGCAGCAACGGGUAGCAUGAAUGGUGGGCGAGACGAGAAUGGGAAUGAAUCGGAAAACGUGGGAAGGAAGCGUAAACGAAGAGUCGUAAACGAAGAGCCCGAAAAGGAAACAAAUGAUCGUAAAAAUGAUGUCGAAAAUGAUGAGGAAGACGAAGAUGAAAGUGAGGAUCAUCGGCCGGAUGUAAAUGACCAAUCAGAUCCACCUGAUAACUUCAAAGAUACAAUCGAUACUGAAGGCACACAGAUUAAGCAAGAAAGGAAGGAAGAAUCUGAAAAUCCCCUUCCCGAAACUGCAUCCCAAUCCACCUCAACACGGUCCUCUCCUUGCGAUUCUUUGGGCUCGAUUGGACAUCCUGCGAGUCACCCACCGUCCGGACGAAAUAGUCCCGCGGAACAGCUCACACCGACCGAUCUCAGUCAGCCGAAGAUGAAACGAUUAAAGCUAGAAACGUUGCUCGAGCAUGAAGAAGUGUCCGAUUUGGAUAGAAAGAUGAUGGUUGGGGCCGGUCGCUCUCAUAGUCGAGAGCAUCACAGCAAACAGCGCGGUCCUUCAAACCGAAGAGAAGGAAAUGAUCCGAAGGAGCCGAAUCUAUCCACCGCACAACAAAUUUCCGUUCCUCAGCUACACUCAUCUGGAGGUAGUUGUAGUGGCCAACCCUCACAACCGUUAGGAGCUCCCGCUUCUACACCCUCAUCCCACCAGCACGUCCAUCAGCUUCCGGGAGCUUAUCUCUGCAAUCAGUGCAAUGCUGCGCUACCCGAUUUCGAGUCUUUCCGUACCCAUUUGAAGGCACAUCUUGAGCAGAGCGCUGCAAAUGCUGCAGCGGCAGCUGCCAUGAGACUUUCCGGUGAUCACCAAACCGGUCCGGGAGGUACCAACAAUAGCUCCUCCACGUCAGGAGUAUCUGCAGGAUCACUUUCCCACACAACGUUCCUCUGUCAACAGUGUGGAACAACGCUCAGCUGUCAGGCUGAGUACGAGCAGCACACGAUCGGCCAUUUUCUCGUGAUGGCAGUAGAAUAUCGUUGUCAGGCGGCAACGUCAUCCGGUGCUUCAUCCGGAACAUCCUGCACCGCGAAACCAUCCUUCAGCAAGGUGGAAGAUCUCCACAAACAUCUGUACGAAGGUCACAUGCAGCUCCUGUACAAGUGUACCGUCUGUGGGGAAACGUUCGAAUCGAAAGUUCAGGUGCAGGUCCAUUUUGCCGUGAACCAUUCGGUUGAGGUGAAGCUAUAUCGGUGCUCGGCUUGUGCAGAGGCUUUCCGAUCGGAGCGUGAUUUCCGGCAACAUAUAAGGAACCGACACUUGACCGCAGGCGCGAUCCAAUGUAUGUUCUGUCGAAUGGUUUGUUCGUCCGAGCUCGAGAUGCAUUUCCAUCUCGCGUCACACGCUAGGAAGUAUAAGUGUCCUGCUUGUCCCGAAUCAUUCCACGUUGAGUUCCUGCUUGACAGACAUAUUCAGACGCAUCACAGCCAGAAGGAAACAGGCUCUCCAAAUCGUAGAGAGGUUACAGCGUCGACUACUACAGCAUCUACCACAUUAAACCCUUCCUUAACGCCUUCGACAGCUUCGGGGACGUCUAUGUCUACAACCGCAACUUCAGCAGUAGCAGGACUCGAUUACCUUCAUCUGCAUGGUCAAAUGGCGGCGAUGGCAGCAGCAGCUGCAUGGCCCAGUCUUUAUCAAACUGCCAACAAGUUCUACAACAAUCCGCUCCAGGUGGACACACUGAAUCAGUUGAAGCAUCCACAGCACUUGCUGCACGGAUUCUAUGACACAAUGCUAGGAAAGGCACACCAACAGCAGCAGCAGCAGCAACAGCAGCAGCAGCAGCAGCAGCAGCAGCAGCAACAACGUGUUCCAUUCCUUCCGGAUAAUUCAUCUGGACCUAGCAGCAAGAAGAAUCCUUUCUCAGGUCACUCUCCGAAUAAUAGUGCUACUAACGCACUGUUAGGACUUGGUUACGGAACACCAUCGACAUCCACCGGUCCAUCACAACCACAAAGAACUGCUGCUUCGCAUACGCUUAAUGGAACUUCCUCCGGACUUUACUCCCCUGAGGAAGCUAACAAUGGAGGAGCGACUGGCGCCGGCGCUACUUCGAAGCUAUACUCUCCUAUUGCCAUGAUCCAACGGUACGGCGACAAUAAUGGCGGAACAACACGCCCGAGCGUAGAAUCGCCCCCAUCAACCGGCGGUCAGCUUCUGUUGGCCUCAAACUCAUCUCUCGGACUUGUGGACCAUCAUAACGAUCAGGCGGCAACAAGAAAGUUGAACCAGUCAUCAAGCGCCAAAACAGCACCGACAGCUCCCAACAGUACACUCACCCAUCAGCAACAAAUGUCUGCUUCUGCGGCAACCGCCAGCUGCUACAGCUGCGGUAUCUGCGAACGGUCCGAUUUCACUACGGAAAGCGAAGUGCAAACGCAUCGCAAAAUUGUCCACAACUUAAAGACGGGUGUUAGUUUGCGGUGCGCGUACUGCAAUGGAGACUUCCGGUCGAGGAAUGAGCUGGAGAAUCACAUGAAGGUCGCCCACAAUACGGGCGGUGGCAAGCACAAGUGUUUGAUUUGUGAUGAAAUCUUCCCAUCGCCGGCAGUGCUUGCCGAGCAUAAGCUGUCUCACUGUAAGGUUGGUGCGUCGGGGCGCUGUUCGCACUGCAGCUUGCCAUUACCCGAUGCGCACACGUUUAAGCAACAUUUGCAGGCUCAUCAGCUUGUGACGGGUGGCGGAAGCUCCACGAAUUCUUCAGCAUCAGCAGCAGCAGUUUCCUGCUCGUCCAGUGGCCAGAAUAAUGGCGCAGGAGGCAACUCUUCGGGCUCCUCGACAGGAACCAGCGCAAAUGCGUCUGGGAGCGCUAGUGCUGAGCAGGACCGCUUCCCCCAACAGUGUAUCUGCUGUCGGCAAACGCUCAACUCCGAGUUUGAGAUUAGUCUGCAUGCCAAAUUCCACACCAAAUCCCCGGACACUAAUGAGCGUACGUGUGCCCUCUGUCUGGAACCGCUACCAUCUCAACCCGAAUCCAACACCAAAAUUUGUGAUCCUUGUCUCAAACGGCACAACUUUCCCUCCAAGCUUCUGUCGAUGAAUUUCCUUAAGCCUAGUGCACCUUCAUCGAUAGUAGCGGCUUCCACCAACAGUGGUCCUAUCACUGGAACGGCAAACGUUCCUGUCGAUGGAAGGACUUCAGCUACUACCAGCAUCCAACACGAGCAGCCAGGACAAACCGCAGGAAGGGAUGGAAUCUCAUCUUCUUCCUCGUCCACAUCCACGUCCUCACUGUUCCAGUGUAAUCUCUGCAAGAAACCACUUCCAACUGGCCAGAAACUACAGGAACACCUGAUCGAUCAUACGUUCGCGGGCUGUGAAGAGCGAGGCUACGUGUGCUACCUUUGCUCUGCUGUGUUUACGUCCUCUGCCGGGUUGCAGGCUCAUCUUCCGGUAGCACACUCGAACGCCGCAGCUAAACCUUACGAUUGUGAACGUUGCGGAGUGGCGUACUUCUUCCGAGCUGAGCUAGAGCAUCAUUUGAUCGAUCAUGAACUGGGAAGAACGAUCCGACCCAUGGCUGCUAGUUCGUUUGAACACCCGACCGUACGGUGUGGAGGUGAUGAGUGGCACUCUAGACAGCAUUCCCCUGUGUCGGAAGAUGACGGAUCGCAACGAGAGUCGCAAAAGCACCACAUCAAGCAGGAACUUUGUGAGACAGAGCAUCAUGAACAGGCAGGUUCCUCGCCAUACCAUCGGGAAAAGGAGGAGCAUUUGGAUGAGGAAAAUGAACCAGACCAACCAGUCGGAAAAGAAGAAAUAGAAAACAAAGAACAAAUAGAGGACGAAGAUGGCGAGGAACAUGAUGAUGGUGGGAACGAUUCUACUACAAGUGCAACUACCCAUCAUCAAGACAAGGAAAAUGAUCGCCUCGACGAUCUAGCAAACACAGAAGAAGGUAACGAAGCAACCAAUGAAGAUGAGAUGGAAGAACGUGAGCAUCCGGGGGAUCAGGAAGAUGAAGAAGAGUAUAUUGAAGUAGAGCACACCACGAUGGAGGAUGGUGCGAAACAUCGCCGUACCUCGAACAUGUUAAUCAAUGGUGGAAAAGAUUGUUCUACACUAACCACCAUCGCUACGACAACUACCGCGACCCUUCCGAUUGUUACUGCGGCUGAGUAG
Molecule: messenger RNA, 6420 nt
Organism: Anopheles maculipalpis
Lineage: Eukaryota; Metazoa; Arthropoda; Insecta; Diptera; Culicidae
Gene: L
Product: zinc finger protein 423 homolog
Exons: 9
Coding region: 1-6420 (2139 amino acids)
Biological process (GO): regulation of transcription by RNA polymerase II
Cellular component (GO): nucleus
Molecular function (GO): DNA-binding transcription factor activity, RNA polymerase II-specific; RNA polymerase II transcription regulatory region sequence-specific DNA binding
Source: RefSeq, a predicted model, not a curated record